UUGAUUGGAGUAGUGACCUAUUAUUCAAACAUGCUAGCAUCUGUUGCAGAACAUGGCAUAUCAAAACCAUCAAGAAAUCAUCAAAAUUCUCACCAUUCAGAAGCACCAAAUUCCUAUGCAAACACAAGGGCAAUACUUGGCCAACCUCGACUUCAAAGGACUAAACCAAUUAUAUGGUGUGCUGCAAUUUUGUGCUUCAUAUUCAGCUUAGUACUUAUUUUCUUUGGAAUUGCAACAUUGAUUGUCUACCUUGCCAUGAAGCCACGAAACCCCAUGUUUGACAUUCCUAAUGCAAACCUCAAUGUAGUAUAUUUUGACUCACCACAGUACCUCAAUGGCGAAUUCACUCUCCUUGCAAAUUUUUCCAAUCCUAACAGGAGAAUUGGGGUGAGGUUUGAGUCCUUGAAUAUUGAGCUUUUCUACUCGAACAGACUCGUGUCAUCACAGACAAUCAAGCCUUUUACUCAAAGGCCAAGGGAAAACAGCUUGGUGUUUUUGCCUCAAGAUGUUGGUGUGAAACUUCAAAGGCAAGUGGAGAAUAACAGGGUCAACUACAAUGCAAGGGGAACAUUUAAGGUGAGGUUCAACAUGGGCCUUUUCCAUUUAUCUUACUGGCUGCAUAGCAUAUGUCAGAUAGAGAUGACUAGUCCUCCAACUGGUAUUCUAGUAGCAAGACAAUGUAUAACAAACAGAUGAAGAGGCAACAUGGUAGAGUUCUUUUGUGUUUUUUUUUUCUUUCUAGUUUCUACUUUAUUAGGAGAUAUAGCUAAUGCCUAAUGGUACAUACCAGUGUGCAACAGAGUUAAAUGAUUCUUGCGAGAAAUGAAAUCGAGAAGAUUAGCUGAUACCAUUCGAUUUUAUUUGACUUUUUUUAAUGUUUUUAUUUUUAGAUAGCGGUGGAGGGUGUUGAAGCAAUUCUAUACCAGCAGAAUUAUGAUGUACAUUUUAUUUUAUUUUUCUACUAAUAACAGUCUAUAGUUUUUCUUCCA
Molecule: messenger RNA, 989 nt
Organism: Cajanus cajan (pigeon pea)
Lineage: Eukaryota; Viridiplantae; Streptophyta; Magnoliopsida; Fabales; Fabaceae
Source: RefSeq, a predicted model, not a curated record